AUGCCUGUUUCAGCAUAUGAUUCGCGGAUAUUUCGCAACCUAUUCGGAACGGAUGAAAUUCGUGACGUCUUUUCAGAUGAUGCCUACGUGAAACGAAUGAUAGAGGUCGAGGCAGCGCUCGCCCGAGCACAGUCCAAAUCUGGUGUCAUUCCCGCCGCAGCAGGGGACGCCAUUACCAAGGCACUCGACAGUGUGCAGCUUGAUUUGGAAAAACUUGCUCAUGAUACAGAUAUCGUUGGAUAUCCGGUUCUUCCCUUGGUGGAGCAACUCGUGGUCCAUACACCCCAGGAGACCAGCAAGUAUAUCCAUUGGGGGGCCACUACUCAAGACAUCAUGGACAACGCCUCAAUCCUCCAGAUCCGAUCUGGCUUACAGAUAAUCAAGCGAGAACUGCGUGAACUUAUCACCACACUUGAAUCUCUCUCUAUCAAGUACCGCGACACUCCCAUGGCAGGUCGGACACAUCUACAGCAUGCACUCCCAUGUACCUUUGGUUUUAAGUGCGCCGUCUAUCUGUCUAGCAUACUUAGGCAUGCCGACCGCCUCGACGAAAUUAAGCAACGAUGUCUUUUCGUUCAAUUCGGAGGCGCCGCCGGAACUCUGGCCUCGCUGGGCACAGACGAUUCGGGGGUACGCGUGCGCGCAGCACUGGCCGAAGAGCUGGGUCUGAUUGACCCGCCAAUCACCUGGCACGUCGCACGGGAUAACAUUGCCGAGAUCUUGAACUUCCUCGCAAUCGUCGGCGGUUCCCUCGGUAAGAUUGCGCUCGACAUCAUGAUCAUGUCAUCGAACGAGCUGGGGGAGGUGUCCGAACCGUUCGUACCUCAUCGCGGCGCGUCGUCUACCAUGCCCCAAAAGAGGAAUCCCAUCUCCAGCGAAGUCGUACUCGCAGCAUCAAAGCUGCUGAGGGCCAAUGCCGGCUUAGGGCUCGAUGCCAUGGUCGCCGAUUUCGAGCGAGCAAGCGGUCCGUGGCAUCUCGAGUGGGUCGCACUGCCUGAAGGCUUUGUGCUGGCUGCAGGGGCCUUACACCAGACCAACUUUGCGCUUGGAGGGCUGGUGGUCAAUGUUGAGGCGAUGAUGAACAACUUGUGCUCCACACGGGGCUUGAUCGUUGGAGAGGCAGUUAUGAUGGGUCUAGCUCCCUUCAUCGGGCGACAACCGGCACACGACAUGGUGUACGAAGCGUGCAAGGAAUCCAUUGAGAAACGAAGGCCGUUGCUGGACGUGCUGCGUGCCAACACCCGUGUCAUUGAGACGAUUGGAGAAGACAAGUUGGUGCAACUGUGCGAUCCUACGAACUAUUUCGGUGCAAGUCAGUCAAUGGUAGACCGAAUGGUAGAGCUGUCGAAACAAGGCGCUUCCGGAGCUAGUCGAAUUGACAGUGCAUCACUAUAG
Neoarthrinium moseri is the source of this 1395-nucleotide messenger RNA. RefSeq lists its product as uncharacterized. NCBI's taxonomy places the organism in Eukaryota, Fungi, Ascomycota, Sordariomycetes, Amphisphaeriales, Apiosporaceae. The coding region runs from base 1 to 1395 and encodes 464 amino acids. The record is from RefSeq and is a predicted model, not a curated record. Gene Ontology annotation, molecular function: catalytic activity. The transcript has 2 exons.